Molecule: messenger RNA, 2720 nt
Organism: Eurytemora carolleeae
Lineage: Eukaryota; Metazoa; Arthropoda; Copepoda; Calanoida; Temoridae
Gene: nAChRbeta1
Product: acetylcholine receptor subunit beta-like 1
Exons: 12
Biological process (GO): nervous system process; monoatomic ion transmembrane transport; regulation of membrane potential
Cellular component (GO): neuron projection; postsynaptic membrane; synapse
Molecular function (GO): transmembrane signaling receptor activity; acetylcholine-gated monoatomic cation-selective channel activity
Source: RefSeq, a predicted model, not a curated record
UCCGGGUUGGUGAGAUGGUGUAUACUGGUGUAACUAGCUGGACCAGCUGAGUGAUAUCAUGGCUGAGUAGUAGUAAGUUGACCAGCCUAGUUAUGGCGGGGGAGGGGAGGAAUAUCACCCUCCUUCUCGGGGUACUAACCAUACUUGCUCUCUGUAUUCAUCCAGGAUAUACAGGUAGCAAUCAUCAGACCCCAGGUUCUCAAGGAUCCGGGUCACGUGAUGAAGAGAGACUGGUUCGCGACCUCUUCCGAGGCUACAACAAGCUGAUCCGGCCUGUACAGAAUAUGACACAGAAGGUGGAGGUCGCUUUCGGCCUCGCCUUUAUUCAGCUGAUUAGCGUGAAUGAAAAGAAUCAGAUUAUGAAGUCGAACGUCUGGCUCAGACUGGUUUGGAACGACUACCAGUUACAAUGGGAUGAGGCGGACUACGGCGGAAUAAGUGUGCUCCGUCUUCCGCCAGACAAAGUCUGGAAACCGGAUAUUGUUCUAUUUAACAAUGCUGAUGGAAACUAUGAGGUACGGUACAAGAGUAAUGUACUGAUCUACCCUGAUGGAGAGGUUCUUUGGAUCCCACCAGCCAUCUAUCAGUCUUCCUGCACCAUCGACGUAACAUACUUCCCGUUUGACCAGCAGACCUGCAUCAUGAAGUUCGGGUCCUGGACCUUCACUGGGGACCAGGUCUCCCUCUCCCUCUUUAACAACAAGAACCACGUGGAUUUGUCAGACUAUUGGAAAUCUGGAACCUGGGACAUCAUUGAAGUUCCAGCUUACCUCAACGUUCAUAAUAACACACAAGUCGGACAGCAGCCUACUGAGACGGAUAUCACCUUCUAUAUAACUAUUAGACGAAAAACUCUUUUCUACACAGUGAAUUUAAUUCUUCCCACGGUGCUUAUUAGUUUCCUGUGUGUUCUCGUGUUCUACCUGCCAGCUGAAGCUGGGGAGAAGGUUACCCUGGGUAUAUCUAUUCUACUGUCACUGGUCGUGUUUCUACUACUUGUCUCUAAGAUUCUACCACCUACAUCCCUCGUUUGUAAUUGUCCAAUUGUUUAGUAUUUACUGUUCACAUUUAUUAUGAAUACUGUGAGUAUUCUGGUUACUGUUGUUAUUAUAAACUGGAACUUCAGAGGACCGAGAACUCAUUCUAUGCCAAACUGGAUACGGGUCGUUUUUAUCAAGUAUUUGCCGAUUUUCCUGUUCAUGCGUCGGCCUAAAAAAACACGUCUACGUUGGAUGAUGGAAAUGCAGAACAUGAAAAAAUAUGAUACUCCUGACCUAAUCAAAUCCUCGGAUAGUCUUAUCAAAAGAUUUGAUAAUUUUUUAUAUUUAUUAUAAUUUAUCCAGGUAAUGGAGCUAAACGACCUCCAUACCCCGGCCUGCAAGCUGCACGCCAGCCAAUCCUUUGAGGAGCACUCCCCGCUCGCUGACCGUCGAAACAGCGACAUCAGCGACAUAUUCCUGUCUCCCGAAGCGUACAAGGCGACACAGGCUGUCGAGUUCAUAGCAGAACAUCUACGUAAUGAAGACGAAUAUGUACAGAUUCGCGAAGAUUGGAAGUUUGUCGCCAUGGUGGUGGAUCGAGCUCAACUCUGGGUUUUCUUCCUGGUCACAACCAUCGGUACCGUCGGUAUCCUCAUGGAUGCGCCGCACAUAUUCGAGUUCGUUGAUCAGGAUAAAAUCAUCGAUAUUUAUCGCGGGAAGUAAAGGACGAUAUUUGUACUCGCCAUCUGCACAAAAUUACGCAUAAAAGUACACCAAGAUGGAGUACGCAAACGCACGCCAGAUGCGCACCGUCUGGUGAUAAAAGCACAUUUAUAUUUUGCUCGGAAACCCCGGUUGUAAGGAUUCUUUACAAUUUCAGUGUACAACAUACACAAGACAUUAUUAAUUGUACAUGUGUUAAAAAAGUUAACUGGAGUGAUUAAUGUAUACUAGUUUAUAUAACUUGCGUAGCGCGCCAUUGUGCCGCAUUGUAAAUACUAAAUUUAUGUACAGUGUACACUAGAGCAAAAUCCGCGGAUUUUAGUUCUAGACAAUUUUUGGUACAUGUAUGCAUGCUACUGUACAAGUGACAAAUCAAUCGUACGAGAUGAAAAGACAAUUAGCAAAAUGUAAAUAUUAGCUAUAAUUAAUAUUUAUAAUAUAAUGUAUAUUAAAACCUAUAAUUUAUUACAAUCGUUACAAAUUUAGAUGCUUUAAAUUGCUUUAUUGUAAACUAUAGUAAAAUCAUAAUUGAGCAUAAUGAGAGAUUUUAUCGUAUUUUCUUGGCAUAAACAUCCGGUGUUGGAUCAGUUGGGUAGAAACAACAACUAGCAAUAGGUGCUCUACAGUUGCACAAAUCUUCUAAUUCAAUUAUUCAAUAUUUUAAACUAUAAUAACCAACUUCCCGGACUGACUUUAACUUGCCAGCACUUUUCAAUAUCUCACACUGUGUGCUACAGUAUGCAUGAGUCGAGUAUUCGUUGUGUUUUAUUUUAUGUGCUCAAAUUUUCUUUUUAUACUCUGACAUAUAAUCUGUGUUUGUAGAAUCUCUAUGGGGAAAAAAUCUCGUAAACUAAUUUUUUUUCGAAUAACAUGUGACAAAGAGCGUCUUUUAAGAUGUUUUAUACCUAAUUAUAUAAAUUAAAUAAAAGUAAAAGUAUUCUAAAAAAUGCACGUUUUGGCAGGAAAAUCCCUUCAAAUCAACAUUUCCAAAUUUCGCUCUUUACGAGAAUAAGAUUU